This is a messenger RNA of Phialemonium atrogriseum, 1410 nucleotides long. Its product is annotated as S-adenosyl-L-methionine-dependent methyltransferase. Gene Ontology annotation, molecular function: methyltransferase activity. The record is from RefSeq and is a predicted model, not a curated record. The transcript is spliced from 9 exons. Bases 96 to 1214 code for a protein of 372 amino acids. NCBI's taxonomy places the organism in Eukaryota, Fungi, Ascomycota, Sordariomycetes, Cephalothecales, Cephalothecaceae.
CUCAAACAUAAAAAAGCAACUAUAAUUCUAAACUAACUAUUCCGGACGGAGAUACCAUACCCUCCGUGCCUCCGCCGUGCACUCGUCUGGUCAAUAUGGCGGAUAACCAAGCCCCGGGGAAAACCCCUGAAGCCACCACGGGAUCGGCAUCUGCUUCACCCACCCCUGCCGCGACGGCGCCUCAGCCGUCCUCCACCUUGCAUUCGGCCCAGCACUGGGCCCAAGUUGAACAAGAUCUCCCGCUACACAACAGCGACAACGACUCCGCCGUGGGAGACGACAACGCCAGUUCGACGGCGUCCAUCUCCUCCAGCAUCCUGAACUACAGAACGAUCAAUGGGAGGACCUACCAUUCCGAGAGGGGAAACGCUCAAUACUGGACUCCCAAUGACGACAAGCACAAUGAAUCCAUGGAUAUCUAUCACCACUUUUUUACCCUCGCACUCGAAAACAAGCUCUUCCUAGCACCCUUGAAGGAUGACAUCAAGAAAGUGCUUGAUGUCGGAACUGGCACAGGCAUCUGGGCCAUCGAUUUUGCGGACAAGUUUCCCGGUGCUGAAGUCACCGGCACCGACAUUUCCCCCAUCCAGCCCAGCUGGGUUCCGCCAAACUUGAAGUUUGAGAUCGACGACUGCACCCAACCCUGGUCCUUCGAGGAUAAUUCCUUCGACUACGUGCAUCUGCGGUUCCUCCUCGGCAGCGUCGACAGCUGGGACGAGCUGUUCGAGCAAGCUUACCGCGUCUGCAAGCCCGGUGGUUGGGUCGAGAGCCUCGAGUCCUCGCCCCGGAUAGAGAGCGACGACGGCACCGUCACGGAGGAGACGGCCAUCAACGAGUGGGGCAAGUUUUUUAUCGAGGGGGGCAAGAAGCUGGGUCGGCCGUUUACCGUCGUCGAUGAUGACUUGCAGAAGAAGGCGGUGGAAAAGGCGGGUUUCACGAAUGUCAACACUUGGGACUUUAAGGAAUGUAUUACCUGUCUCCCUGCACCACUCGGUGGCUGGCCCAAGGACCAGAGGAUGAAGGAGAUCGGCCGGUUCGUGCAAGUGGCGCUUGAGCAGGACCCUGAAGGCUACGUGCUGUACGUGGCCAGCGCUCUGGGUUGGACCAAGAGUGAAGUCAGUGUGUACUGCGUGCAGCUCAGGAAGGAGAUCCGCUCGGGCAAGUACCACCCCUUUUAUCGACUAAGGGCUGUCUGGGCGCAAAAGCCAGAGUAGGUCGAGCGGUCAUGGUGGAAAGGGGGAAAAGGGGGAGAGCAGGUUGCGUAAUGCCUUCCAUUAUCUUCCCGAUUGGCUCUCUUAAGCUGGCAGCUUCUUGAUGAGUAGUCAGGGUGUCGUCUAAGCAUAUGUUAUUGUCUUUCACCAUCUCCAUGCCCUAUGUAGAAAAGCUGGUGAAGGCUGAGUCACAGAUGGG